UUUUCUCUAUUAAUGAAAAUUGAUUUUGAACUACACUUGAGUCUGUAGUUCCUUCAAAUAUGAGCACAUACUCGCUUCGAGCUCACAAAUAUUUACUUGUUGUGAUUUUCUUCACGCUGUUUUCGAUCGGUUGGAGCCUUAGGGUGAUCCCAAAUCACGCAAAGUUAACGCGCUUGCAAGAAGAGAAAUCAGAAAUUAGAGGCGAAAAGGAAGAAACAAGAGAAGACAACACGGCGAUGGAACUCUACCCGAAUGGUUCUACGAUUCCAGAUUGUUCGCAUGCAUGUGGACCAUGUUCGCCUUGCAAGAGGGUUAUGGUGGGUUUCAUCAAAUGCGCCAUGACAGAGUCGUGUCCUAUCGUUUACAGAUGCACUUGUAAAGGCAAAUACUACCAUGUUCCGUCAAACUGAUCGAGAUGAUCAUAGUUAUUAUUUUUGUUAGAAGUUUUGGAUCAUUGUUGUAAUUCGAAGAAAGUGAUGAUGAGUUUUGAGUUUUGUUUUACCAUUUGAUAUGCUUAGAUUGGUUAGGAAUGUUAG
This is a messenger RNA of Vicia villosa (hairy vetch), 536 nucleotides long. RefSeq names its product protein EPIDERMAL PATTERNING FACTOR 2-like. The transcript has 3 exons. Gene Ontology annotation, biological process: stomatal complex development; guard cell differentiation. The record is from RefSeq and is a predicted model, not a curated record. The coding region runs from base 60 to 410 and encodes 116 amino acids. NCBI's taxonomy places the organism in Eukaryota, Viridiplantae, Streptophyta, Magnoliopsida, Fabales, Fabaceae.